Molecule: messenger RNA, 1288 nt
Organism: Glycine soja
Lineage: Eukaryota; Viridiplantae; Streptophyta; Magnoliopsida; Fabales; Fabaceae
Exons: 3
Coding region: 456-1181 (241 amino acids)
Source: RefSeq, a predicted model, not a curated record
CAUGUCGACAUUGAUGUUUCAUUUUUUUAUGGGUGGCUGUGACGUGGAAAUCAGCAUAUUGACAAUGAAGAUCUGAGAGUUUUUCGUCGCAAAUUGAAUAUCAUGAAACGACAUGAAUUUCUGUGGGAGCCUUACACAGCAACUGUGAUGUCAGCGUUGCCUCCAAUUUGUGUGGUUGGAAGUGUAGCGUGGUUCGCGGUGGUGCCACUGAUUUGUUUCCAUGUUGUUGAGUGGCACCAACCUGAUAGAGUUUGUGACAAUUUGGAAUGCAACAACCUAUUCCCAGGUGUCCUUCGCAACCGUAGAAUCUCCAUGGCAUAACGCUCAAAGGCAAACAAGAUGAAAAUUGGGGACAAUUAUGGGCCCCACUGAUAAGUCAAUGGAACAAUCGAGCUGAGUUUAGGGUCGACGUUUUUUCUCGACAAGAUGGCCUGUUGAGUUUUAACUCCGACUACAUGGUCUGGUAUAGGCGAAAAACAAAAAUGUUUGUUGACCCGAACAAUGCAAGCACAACUACAUUGAUUGAAGUUGUGGAGACUUUACAGUAUAUGGUGUCACCACAAGGGAGGAACACGUGGACGGUUGAUGAUCUCGUGCCUUACGUGGAAAAGUUAACAAUUUUAUCCGAAGAGCAAAAGAGAAUCACAGAGCCUGUGUCACAUGGUCCAGCAUCAGAGCGUCAAUUUUCAGCACAAGAGUUUCACAUUCUUCAGCUAAGUGUUGAAACUCGGGGCAUAGGUAGACGAAGGGAGGCUGUUGAAACGGAAGAAUAUUCCCAACAAAUUGUGGAGCGUGACCAUGGAAUGUACUACACGCCAACAACAUUUUCUCAAUAUCCUUAUGCAUGUCAUCACACUGAUACUUCUGCAAGCGAACAUUCGUUCGGUGGUGUUGCGGAAACACAUUCUCAUUUUUCAUGGCCGACUAUGACUCCUUCACAGCAACACGAUGCCCCAAUUGCAACACCUAACGCCUCAUUAGGUACGCAAUGGAAUGUACCUGGAGCAAUACCUGAUAUCGGUGACUUAUUAGGUGUUGAUUUGUGUCACCAAUUUUCAGCUGAGGCGGACGAAGUAGAAGCGGGGAGACAUCGGGGCAGAAGAAAUCCUGAUCGUCAAACGCGAAGAUGGGAUCGACCAUGUGGCACAUCCUCACGUCAUCACGGACAUCAUAAUGAAUGAUUUUCAUGUCUAUGCUUAAAUUUGUUGUUGUAUGUUUCUAAUUUGAAUUUGACACUUAAUCUAUCGUAUGGAUUUUUGUAAGGCUUACUCAUUGAUACAGUUUUAUU